AUGUCGACCCCUUCGACCGCGACCGCUACGCUGCCUCCGCACCAUCAGUACUACUCUCAUCAUCAGAACUAUCAGCCCGUGGUCGGUGGAUACGGGCAACUGGUGAACGGGUCAUCACGGUUGGGGAAUCCACACAAUUACGCGAAUAACUACGCAGCCAGCAAUUCCUCCUCCGACCUACGACGCACAGUGGCCGUCAAUUCGCACCAAAGCGAACAAAUGCCUCCAAAGGACGUUUCUCAAACUUCAGAUACGCAGCAGUCGGCAAAGCGAGACCGAGCGCCGACAAACUGGAAUAAGUUUUAUGAGCACGGCGUCCCGAAAGAGAUCAUCGUCAUCGACGAGUCUCCCGAGCCCGCGCAGACCAUCAAGGAACCAGAACCCCAGUCGACGAUGCCGACCACGAAUGGCAGCACUAGACAUGCCGACAAGAAGCGGAAGACUGCGGCGUCUGCAGCCUACGAUCCCGUCUACCACCAGCAGACCUCGUACUCGACGACACAAACUCCAUACUACGACUCGCCCUCCUACUCCACCGAGCGUACAGCCUCCGCAGUCAACGGCACAGCAGCUACAUCUCUAGGGUCACAGGCUUCUAAUGGUGCGUACGCGCCACCGCUUGAGGAGGGUGUCGUGGGGCAGAAGAGAAAGCGAACCAGAAAGGCGACGCUGGAUGAAGAGAAGGAGGCGAAGAGGCGCGAACUGGAGAAGCAAAGUGAUCCGUAUCAGGCCUACAUCCCACCACCGAAUCCUCCAAUCAAGGCCCGCGAAGUCUACGUCCAAGUCGUAGCAGACAAGUCGUACAUGAAAAAUGAGAAAGUCGACGACGACGACGGUCACUACGUCGUCGUUCCGGAAGCCGAUCUCACCGACAGAUAUCAGAUUUUGAAGCUGCUAGGGCAAGGCACAUUUGGCAAAGUUGUCGAGGCAUUUGACCGUAAGAAAGGCUCGAGAUGCGCCAUCAAGGUUAUACGAUCCGUGCAGAAAUAUCGGGACGCGUCUCGCAUCGAGCUUCGAGUGCUUUCGACUUUAGCAUCCAACGACAGAUCAAACCGAAACAAAUGCAUACAUCUCAGAGACUGCUUCGACUUCCGUAAUCACAUCUGUAUCGUCACCGACCUGUACGGCCAGAGCGUUUUCGAUUUCCUGAAGUCCAACCAAUUCGUGCCGUUUCCAAGCACGCACAUUCAGACAUUUGCGAGGCAGCUCUUCACUAGUGUGGCCUUCCUGCACGAUCUCAGCCUCAUCCACACAGACCUGAAGCCCGAGAACAUUCUUCUUGUCAACAAUGCGUACCAAACAUUCACUUACAACCGGACCAUACCAUCGUCUUCGACCACCACAAGCAGAUCAGCCAAGCACCGAAAGGUGUUGUUGGAUCCAGAGAUACGGCUGAUCGAUUUUGGGUCCGCUACUUUUCAGGACGAAUAUCAUUCUUCGGUCGUUUCCACGAGGCAUUACCGGGCACCGGAAAUCAUUCUCAACCUUGGUUGGAGUUAUCCGUGCGACAUCUGGAGCAUAGGAUGCAUUCUGGUUGAGUUCUUCACAGGAGACGCACUGUUUCAGACACAUGACAAUCUCGAACAUCUCGCCAUGAUGGAGCCGGUAUGUGGUGGCAAGUUGGACAAGGAACUCAUUCGAAGGGUGCAUAAGCCUGAGAAAGGGCAGAACCGGAACCCGGCAACUGCGUACUUUAGAAGCAGUGGGAGAACGCUCGAUUAUCCGAAUGCAGAAACGCAGAAAGCAUCGAAGAAAUAUGUCAAGGCCAUGAAGAAGCUUCACGAAAUAAUACCAAGCCACACCGAGUUCAACCGCCAAUUCCUCGACCUCCUGAAGAGGAUCUUCGUGUAUGAUCCCGACAAACGGAUUACCGCCAAGCAAGCUCUUAAGCAUCCCUGGUUCAGGGAACUGUUGAAGGAUGACGGCACCGAAGCCACCAAGAUCCGACUCGACAAGGAGAAGAAAGAGAAGGAGAGAUCGGAAGCAAAAGCAUCAGCUCGCUCGAAUGGCUACCGAUAA
Molecule: messenger RNA, 2019 nt
Organism: Coniosporium apollinis CBS 100218
Lineage: Eukaryota; Fungi; Ascomycota; Dothideomycetes
Product: CMGC/CLK protein kinase
Exons: 6
Coding region: 1-2019 (672 amino acids)
Biological process (GO): protein phosphorylation
Cellular component (GO): nucleus
Molecular function (GO): ATP binding; protein kinase activity
Source: RefSeq, a predicted model, not a curated record